Molecule: messenger RNA, 1574 nt
Organism: Orycteropus afer afer
Lineage: Eukaryota; Metazoa; Chordata; Mammalia; Tubulidentata; Orycteropodidae
Gene: TMEM151A
Product: transmembrane protein 151A
Source: RefSeq, a predicted model, not a curated record
AUGCCCGAGGGCGGCGACGGCGGGGAGGCGCCCGCGCUCAUCCCGGACGGCGAGCCGCUGCGCGAGGAGCAGCGGCCCCUGAAACAGUCACUGGGAAGCUCCCUGUGCCGCGAGUCUCACUGGAAGUGCCUGCUUCUCACGCUCCUCAUCCACGCCUGCGGUGCCGUGGUGGCCUGGUGCCGCUUGGCUACGGUGCCACGGCUGGUCCUGGGCCCCGAGGCAGCCCUGGCCCAUGGGGCCGGCGGCCCGCCGCCCACCUACCCGGCCAGCCCCUGCUCCGAUGGCUACCUGUACAUCCCGCUGGCCUUCGUCUCCCUCCUCUACCUCCUCUACCUGGCUGAGUGCUGGCACUGUCACGUGCGGUCCUGCCAGGCGCCGCGCACUGACGCCAACACCGUGCUCGCGCUGAUUCGUCGGCUGCAGCAGGCCCCGCCCUGCGUCUGGUGGAAGGCCACCAGCUACCACUACGUACGGCGCACGCGCCAGAUCACCCGCUACCGGAACGGCGACGCCUACACCACCACGCAGGUCUACCACGAGCGCGCCGACAGCCGCACGGCGCGGGGCGAGUUCGACUACUCGGCGCACGGCGUCCGCGACGUCUCCAAGGAGCUCGUGGGCCUGACCGAGCACGCGGCCACGCGCCUGCGCUUCACCAAGUGCUUCAGCUUCGGCAGCGCUGAGGCCGAGGCCUCGUACCUCACGCAGAGGGCGCGCUUCUUCAGCGCCAACGAGGGCCUGGACGACUACCUGGAGGCCCGCGAGGGCAUGCACCUGAAGGACGUGGACUUCCGCGACUCGCUCAUGGUCUUCGCCGACCCGCGCAGCCCGCCCUGGUACGCGCGCGCCUGGGUCUUCUGGCUCGUGUCGGCCGCCACGCUCUCCUGGCCCCUGCGGGUGGUGGCGGCCUACGGCACGGCCCACGUGCAUUACCAGGUGGAGAAGCUCUUUGGCGCCAGCUCCCCGCCUCCCGGGGCGGCGCCCCCCGGGCCCCCGCUGUCCCGCGUGGCCACGGUGGACUUCACCGAGCUCGAGUGGCAUAUCUGCUCCAACCGCCAGCUGGUGCCCAGCUACUCCGAAGCCGUGGUCAUGGGCGCCGGCUCGGGCGCCUACCUCCGCGGCUGCCAGCGCUGCCGCCGCUCCGUCAGCAGCAACUCGCUGCCCCCGGCCCGGCCCAGCGGGCCCCGCCUGCCCUUCAGCCGCAGCCGCCUGUCGCUGGGAGCCGGGGGCCGGGCCACGCCAGGGGUCUUCCGCAGCCUGAGCGGGGGGCCGCUGGGGCGCCGCGGAGAGGACACAGAGCCCCUGGAAAGCCCGCCGUGCUACGAGGACGCCCUGUACUUCCCGGUGCUGAUUGUCCACGGUGAUAGCGGCUGCCAGGGGGACGGGCAGGGGGCGCUCUGACCCCUCCUGGAGCCCAGAGCGGCCGGCCCCACCGUCCCACCCUGGGCUGAGAUGCCCCAGGAAUUACUGUCCUAAAGAGGGGAAAACAAACCAGCCACACACGUGGGGUGGGAUGGGGGUGGGGGUACUGAUGGAGAGGACCACACAGUGACCCACUGUCAUUGAGGGGGUUG